Molecule: messenger RNA, 2528 nt
Organism: Ipomoea nil (Japanese morning glory)
Lineage: Eukaryota; Viridiplantae; Streptophyta; Magnoliopsida; Solanales; Convolvulaceae
Product: receptor like protein 30-like
Exons: 4
Coding region: 143-2425 (760 amino acids)
Molecular function (GO): protein binding
Source: RefSeq, a predicted model, not a curated record
UGCCAGUCAAGAUGAAACACUGAGACGACUUUGACAUAGACUUAACGGUGACUUUGAUCGACAAGCUAAGAUUGGUUUCUGCAACUGUAGAUCGAACCCAAAGUUAGACAUCAAAUUUGACUAAAAAACUUGAAAUAAUAUAAUGUUAAUCUAUCUCACUAUUCUCAUUCACUUCAAAUUAAAGCUUCCCCAAAACACAGAUUUUAGCAGUUGUGCAACAAUGAAAACUCCACUCCUUCCAUGGCUUUUCUUGAUAUCUUUGCUGCGUAUAAUAUGCUGCUUGAACAUCUCAUUGGUGGCAGCUCAAUGCAUGAGUGAUCAGAAAAUGUUGUUGUUGCAGUUGCGGAGUAGCCUGAAGUUCGACUCAACAUUUUCAACCAAGCUUGUGAACUGGAAUAAGAACACUACACACGACUGUUGUUACUGGCCUGGCGUCGAGUGUGAUGAUUCAGGUCAUGUUAUCGGUUUGAUUCUUGAUAAUGAAGCCAUUACAGUUGAUGGUUUUGAGAAUUCAAGUAGUCUAUUCAGGCUUCAAUACCUGGAGAGGCUAAAUUUGGCUUUCAACUCCUUCAACUCAACUACUCCAUUUCCGGUUCAGAUUUAUAAUCUUACCAAGUUGACAUAUCUUAAUCUGUCAAAUGCUGGUUAUGGAGGGCAGAUUCCGAAUGGGAUAUCAAGGCUGACAAGGUUAGUUACUCUUGACCUCUCAGUCCUCUACCCAAUAGGUCCUCCACUUAGACUUGAGAAUCCAAAUCUAAAGCAAUUGCUUGAGAACUCUAUACAACUCAGACAACUUUAUCUUGAUGGUGUUGAUCUUUCCAGUACAGUUCCAAAAUUCUUACCCCAGAUUAAUAUUUUGAAAAUGUCUUCUUGUGGAUUGCAAAAGUUCCUUGACCUUAGAAAUCAAUCAAGUUUGAUCCAUUUAGACCUGUCAGACAAUGAGAUUAGAGGGGAAAUACCAAACUGGAUAUGGAAUGUGGGUAAUGGAAGUCUGUAUCAUCUCAAUCUUUCCCACAAUUUCUUAGAUGGUCUAGAAAAGACUUACACAAUUCCAAGAAGUAUUUUAGUACUGGACUUGCACUCAAAUCAACUGCAAGGCCAACUUCCCAUUGGAGUAGCCACAGCCCUGGAUGCUACGUAUCUUGAUUACUCAAACAAUUUUUUCAAUGGUUCCAUCCCAUUUGAUCUUGGAAGUUAUGCUCCAUUUGCUUCUUUCUUGUCUCUUUCAAAUAAUAGCUUCACUGGGGAAAUUCCUGAAUCCAUAUGCAAUACUAGCUAUCUACAGGUGCUUGAUCUAUCCAACAAUAAGCUGAAUGGCAUACUUCCAUCCUGUCUAUUCAGCAAUUUUGAGUACCUUGCAGUACUAAACCUUGGUAAAAACCAAAUCACCGGUAACAUACUUGAUUUGUUUCCAAGUAACUGUGCUCUACAAACAUUAGACCUCGGCAGGAAUGUCUUAGAAGGGAGGAUUCCUAGUUCUUUAAUCAAUUGUGCAUCCUUAGAAGUUCUAAAUUUAGGGGGUAACAAAAUUGUAGAUACCUUUCCAUGCCCAUUGAAGAAUUUAUCAAGCCUGCGUGUGCUAGUCUUGCGAUCCAAUGGGUUCCAUGGUAACCUUCACUGUGUUAAUGCCAACAAUAUGUGGCCAAAUCUUCAGAUUAUUGAUAUUGCUUCCAAUAAUUUCAGUGGAGAACUCUCCCCAAAGUUGUUAAAUUGGAAAGGAAUGACUGUUGAUGAAGAUAACGCUACGCAAUCUGGGGGCAACAUCAGGUUUGACUACUUGAGACUCAAUAACUUCUACUACCAAGAUACAGUAAUGUUAACCGUGAAAGGGGCUGAGAUGGAACUGGUGAAAAUUCUCAAAGUCUUUACAUCUAUUGAUUUCUCAAGCAAUAAUUUCCAUGGAAUCAUACCAAAUACCAUUGGAGCUCUCACAUCACUUUACUUUCUCAACCUCUCACACAAUGCUCUCAUAGGGAAUAUCCCCAAAACAAUUGGAAAUCUGAAAACAAUUGAGUCCUUAGACCUUUCAGCAAACCAACUAAAUGGAAAGAUCCCAGCAGAGCUUGCGAAACUCACAUUCCUUUCAGUCUUGAAUUUAUCAUUCAACAGACUUUCUGGUGUGAUUCCAACCGGUAAUCAACUUAAUACAUUUGGACCAGAUUCUUACCUAGGCAAUCAAGAACUGUGCGGUUUUCCUCUCUCAAAAAGUUGCAAAUCUCCAACAAGUUUGGGUGGCGGCGAAUCUGCGAUACAAUUGGGUGGUGCCCAACUUGAGAUCAAAUGGGAAUAUGUAACUUCUGCUUUGGGAUUCUCUGUGGGUUUAAGCAUGUACCUUUGGAUGCUUUUGCAUAACAAGAGAUGCAAGAAAAUCUCUGAAACCAAGAAGCAGAGUUCGCAGGAACAGAAUAUAAUCCAAUCAAUCUAAGCUGCAGCCUGCAGGUGCCAAUGCUUAGCUCAGUGAUUGUGAUGGUGAUAGCUCCUAGCUAGUGCACGUUUGCAUGGUUUGUAUGUACUCCAGCAAGUCUACU